GGUAUUAAAUGUUUACAAGAUUUGAAACUUUAAUUCACUGUUUGAGAGAAAUUACAACAAAAACGGAUUGAAAUCAAGUUUUUGUUAUAAUAUAAUCGUUUGUUUUAUAUGUUGUAAACAUAAUUAAGUGUUAAUACAAAUUAUAUGUCAUAGAAAUGAUGUCAUCGACGAUCAGUCGCUCAUUAAAUAUAGUGAAACACAGCAAUCGAUGCAUACAAUUGUCGUGUAUAUCACACAAUGCGCUCAAUAUUAACCUCAAACACAAUCAUCUGUUAAUCAAAAGCCAUUUACCGGUCGUUCAGCGCAUCGCUAACCGAUAUCUGUGUUCAAACACGUGGUCACCGGUUGUCGACUCACUGCAGGACAAGCGGUCAGUACUCACUGACGACACCUUUCAACGCGCUACAUCGGAAGACAGCGUACAAGUGGUGAACGAAAUGACGGCUAAUAUGACGGCCGACACGACCCGAACCAAAGGCCACAACACCGCCGACUCGGAGGCCGUCAAACAGUUCUGGAAACGACACGACAUCGGAGUCCACGGACGCGACGCUCCGCUACCCAUACUUGACAUGAAUGGCUACGACUGGCCGCCAGAGAUCAGACAGGCUCUGGAGGCGGACGGCUUCGCGGAGCCCACGCCCAUCCAGUGUCAGGGCUGGCCAGUGGUGCUCUCGGGUCGCGAUAUGGUCGGAGUGGCGCAGACCGGCUCCGGGAAGACCCUGUGCUAUGUGUUGCCGGCGUUCGUCAAGUUGGCCACCGAUGGCACCCAACGCGGACCCAAGUGUCUGGUUCUGGCGCCCACUCGCGAGUUGGCCCAACAGAUCCAGUCGGUGGUGCGGAGGUAUAAGUUCGCGAACAGCGUGUGUCUCUAUGGCGGCGCGUCUCGCAUACCGCAGAUGCAGGCGCUCCGCACUUAUAACCCGCAGAUAGUGAUCGCAACGCCCGGCCGUCUCAACGACUUCGUGGAGAGCUCUGCCAUCGACCUGAAGACAGUCGACUAUCUGGUUCUGGACGAAGCGGACCGUAUGCUUGACAUGGGUUUUGAGCCGCAGAUCCGCAGCAUUAUUGACGAAAUACCGGCCGAACGCCAGACAGUGAUGUGGUCCGCGACGUGGCCUCAAGAGGUGAAGUCAUUGGCCGCCCAUUACAUGAAAGACUACAUUCAGAUCAAUGUCGGCGGCAGUGAUCUGACGGCC
Molecule: messenger RNA, 1199 nt
Organism: Medioppia subpectinata
Lineage: Eukaryota; Metazoa; Arthropoda; Arachnida; Sarcoptiformes; Oppiidae
Source: the annotation of a GenBank genome assembly